Phacochoerus africanus (Common warthog) is the source of this 1271-nucleotide messenger RNA. It is a transcript of the gene CAPSL, whose product is annotated as calcyphosine like. The transcript has 6 exons. The record is from RefSeq and is a predicted model, not a curated record. Lineage: Eukaryota; Metazoa; Chordata; Mammalia; Artiodactyla; Suidae. Gene Ontology annotation, molecular function: calcium ion binding. The coding region runs from base 81 to 707 and encodes 208 amino acids.
GUACCCGUCUUCCCAGAUGCAAGAGGGCGCGUCCUUAGUUUCAGUUCAGAGCAACUGGUGGCAACAGGUUAGCAUUUAAGAUGGCGGGGACGGCGCGCCACGACCGGGAGAUGUCAAUCCAGGCCAAGAAGAAGCUCACCACAGCCACCGACCCCAUCGAGAGACUCCGCCUGCAGUGCCUGGCCAGGGGCUCUGCGGGCAUCAAAGGACUUGGCAGAGUGUUUCGAAUUAUGGAUGACAAUAACAACCGAACCCUUGAUUUCAAAGAAUUUGUGAAAGGGUUAAAUGAUUAUGCUGUGGUCAUGGAAAAGGAAGAGGCAGAAGAGCUUUUCCGGAGGUUUGAUAAAGAUGGAAGUGGAACAAUAGACUUCAACGAAUUUCUUCUCACAUUAAGACCUCCAAUGUCCAGAGCCAGAAAAGAGGUAAUUAUGCAAGCAUUUAGAAAGUUAGACAAGACUGGAGAUGGCGUGAUAACAAUCGAAGACCUUCGUGAGGUGUACAAUGCAAAACAUCACCCAAAGUACCAAAAUGGAGAUUGGACAGAAGAGCAAGUAUUCCGGAAAUUUCUGGAUAACUUUGACUCACCCUAUGACAAAGAUGGAGUGGUGACCCCCGAGGAGUUUAUGAACUACUAUGCUGGGGUGAGCGCGUCCAUCGACACCGAUGUGUAUUUCAUCGUCAUGAUGCGAACCGCCUGGAAGCUCUAAAUGUUUCGAAGGAAGACUUUUUGAACUAUUAUGCUGGUGUUAGUGCUUCUAUUGACACCGAUGCCUAUUUCAUUUUAAUGAUGAGAAAAUCCUGGAGAUUAUGACUUUUGCCUGUUAAUUCUGUUGGGAAUCAGGGAAUGGAAUGAAUUCGAAAGACGUCCAAUGCUCUAGAUGUCGAUAAGGUGUAGUCUAAAGAGCCGGAAUGUUCAAAGAAAUAGAUCUUCAGUCAUUUUACUUUAUUACCUGGAACAUGUUCAUCUCCUUAAAUGCCUGAGGAUAUAUUUUUAAAUCAGAACGCAAGGAAGGAAAAAAGGAAGAAAAGAAGAAAGGAAGGAUGAAGAAAAAAAAAACCACGAAGUAGGACUGGGAGGUGUUUCUUAGGUGAAUCAAUACACUUCUCAUUAGAGCUUUUCCUCUUAUAGGUAUAAACGUAGCUGUUUCUCUACACCUUCAUUUUAUCUGCUGUCCUUGGGGCCUGUAGCAGGAGGUGAUAAUGAAAGGAUUGGAGGAUAGGUGUAAAAUUUCCUGAGCUUACUUAUUUUAAUGUUUCUCUUGAUGAAUACA